Xiphophorus couchianus (Monterrey platyfish) is the source of this 4956-nucleotide messenger RNA. RefSeq names its product phosphatidylinositol-4-phosphate 5-kinase, type I, beta b (gene pip5k1bb). Gene Ontology annotation, molecular function: 1-phosphatidylinositol-4-phosphate 5-kinase activity. NCBI's taxonomy places the organism in Eukaryota, Metazoa, Chordata, Actinopteri, Cyprinodontiformes, Poeciliidae. The record is from RefSeq and is a predicted model, not a curated record. Gene Ontology annotation, biological process: phosphatidylinositol phosphate biosynthetic process. Bases 338 to 1933 code for a protein of 531 amino acids. The transcript has 15 exons. Gene Ontology annotation, cellular component: plasma membrane.
GACAGAGUCACACACAGGCUGUCUAACUACGGCAGCACAGUACGGCGGAUCUGCUGUGGAGGGAAGUACAGCAAACAGUACAUGAUACGGAACCGCAUUCAUUUAUCUGCUGGAGAUCCUCCGCUUGAAGAAGAAGAAAAAGAAACAAGGCUCUGUGAGGACCGCAGCAGCCUCCCUGGGAAAUAUUUCCACGGGAUUAACGAGAAGAAGACAAUUUCUGCUCGGUUCAUCAGGGAAAGCCGCUGGAGAGACUCUCCUGAUGAUUGCUCAAUCAUCAGGAGAUAAAGAGGUGUUGUCCUGAUUGCUGUUGGCCCAGCACUGCUCCUCUGUAAGCAAGAUGUCGACCGCCUCUGAAAACAGGAUGGAAGGGCCUCGCACUACGAGCCGAGAGAAAACCUAUAAGAAGACCACGUCAUCGGCCUUGAAGGGAGCCAUUCAGCUCGGCAUCGGCUACACAGUGGGCAACCUCACCUCAAAGCCAGACAGAGACGUUCUUAUGCAGGACUUCUAUGUGGUGGAGAGCGUCUUCCUACCCAGUGAGGGAAGUAACUUGACUCCUGCUCAUCACUACCCAGAUUUCCGCUUCAAGACGUACGCUCCGCUGGCUUUCCGUUACUUCAGAGAUCUGUUUGGCAUCAAACCAGACGACUAUCUGUACUCACUCGUAAAUGAGCCUUUGAUUGAGCUGACCAACCCGGGCGCCAGCGGCUCGCUCUUCUACCUGACCAGCGAUGAUGAGUUCAUCAUUAAAACGGUUCAGCACAAAGAGGCCAAGUUUCUGCAGAGGCUGCUACCUGGAUACUACAUGAACCUGAACCAGAAUCCGCGCACCCUGCUGCCCAAGUUUUACGGCUUGUACUGCAUCCAGACGGGGGGCUUCAACAUCCGACUGGUGGUGAUGAACAACGUGCUUCCUCGCUCGGUCAAGAUGCACUACAAGUACGACCUGAAGGGAUCCACCUACAAGAGGCGAGCGUCCAGGAAAGAGAGGGAGAAAGCCCGUCCGACGUACAAGGAUCUGGACUUUCAGGACAUGCAUGAGGAGGGGCUUUACUUUGACACAGAGACAUACAACAACCUGAUGAAGACCCUGCAGAGGGACUGUCGGGUGCUGGAGAGCUUUAAGAUCAUGGACUACAGUCUGCUGCUGGGUGUGCACGUCCUGGACAACAGGGAGGUGGGAGAGCCAGGCCAGACGGGGGGAGACGGCAGGAGGAACGUAGGUCAGAGGGUGCUUUACUCCACGGCCUUGGAGUCCAUCCAAGGAGACGGCAAGGCGGCCGAAGUUGUCACCACUGACGACACGAUGGGCGGCAUCCCGGCAAAAACACACAAAGACGAAAAGCUGCUCAUCUUCCUGGGUAUCAUAGAUAUUCUGCAGUCAUACAGAUUCAUUAAAAAGUUGGAGCAUUCGUGGAAAGCCUUGGUGUAUGAUGGUGAUUCGGUUUCUGUCCACCGGCCCGGGUUUUACGCCAGCCGCUUCCUUAAGUUCAUGAGUGUACGGGUCUUCAGGAAGAAUCAGCCAAUUCGAUUUUCCCCCUCAAAGAGGACUCGCACCUCCAUCCCUGCUCUGAAGUCGUCCUCACAGGAGAUCCUUUCAUCGCAGGCGGAUGAGAGGCGCGAGGACGAGAGGAGGGACAGGCUGGGAGGGGCCCGCAGCCUGGCCAGUCUGGAUGGACAAGGUGUCUUUGGUUCAUUCCUGCGUCCUGAUCUGGUCCCUGCCAACCCAUCCUUCUACGAGGCGUACUCCAUGGGGACAAUCUCCACUUCCUCCAUCUAUGUCAAUGUGGAAAGCCAAACAGAGAGGGAUGAUGUUGCAUCCAGCUCUACAUUCACGCUGGAGGACAGCGCCAUCUGCCUCACUUCAGAGCAGAGCACCGUAGAUGUGGACAUCGACCGGGACGACGGAUCCGUUCUUGACGUGUACUUGUAAAAGCUUUACAUCCUUCAUUCCCUCCUGCCACACAAGACAAUCUCCACACGCCAUCGGAUGCUCCAGGCUGGAAGUCGGUCUCUACGCUGAGUUCUGCUCCAUCCACAACGCCAUUUGUUGUUUGCCAAUUCCAAAGGAAGACCCCUGAACGCCUCUCUGGUUGACGGAUCUCUGCACAGUUGGAACAGUCACAAUGUGCUGAACUUCAGAUAAUGUUGCUUUUCUGGAGCAUGCAUCAAAGCAGCACUUAGUUUAGUUUUUUUUUUGUUUUUUUUUUACAUGUAUUUGAUUUUCAUUGUGCUCACCAAGAUUUCAUAGUCUAUCUAGAUAUAUGAGAAUAUAUGCAUAAGGAAACGCUAGAUUAAUGUCAUACAUUUCUUUUCUGGUGGCCUGAAAGACUUUAAAUCUUUGCUGCAGCACGAGCUGCUGAUAAGAAAUGUUUACAGUGAAUUUAAGGAAGCAUCAAAACUGCUUCAUGAAGGACCGACUCACUUCAGCCGACUUGAUUACGAAGCUCCUGAGGCCAAACACAGACUGCGACGUGGCCAACUGUUCCCAGCAAGGUGACCAUUUGUGCUGCCUUAGAGAAACAUGAUGCUCGGAAUGAGAAAAGACCGUUUGUUGAUCUUGUACGAGACACUUGCGCUUGAAAAAAAGGCACUUUUGACACUGUUUAUGAUUACUUUAGGAAAUGUUUUCUUUUCUGAGGACAUUGCUUAGGUUGGUGGUUCACAGGGCAAUAAGCACAGAGUUGGCUCUGUGAAAAUGCACUUUUUUUUCUUCUUCUUUCCUCUACAAAUGCACGUGUUUUCUCAUUGAUACUACAUGUAGAAACGAAGGAACGAACACUGUGGAUCAUGUUUGAUGUGGAACUACUAGUUUUGUGAGGUUGGCCUCGUGACUGGAGAUGGUUCUGUUCAGGAAGUAGUACGUCCUCCUGAAGAAGUCGAGACAUACUUACCGCUGUCUGAUACCUCAUCGAGACUGCAGUCAACUAUAAAUGUUCAAACUCUACAAUCAAGACAGAUGAGAAUAAUUUAUUACACAACUCAUGAUAAUUCACCAUCUGCUGAAAUAAUAAUAAUAAAAAAAACACUUUAAAUCGCUGAAUGUAAAGAAAACGCAUAUUUAUGUACAGAAAAGCUUCCUAUAAAUAAACUUUAAAAUUCACUCAGUGGCCUUUAGGGGAAACUUUAAGUGUUGUAACGUGAUCAGUCUGUUUUUUUGCUUCGACUGGAGAAGAGUGUGUAGAGGUUUUUGUUAAGGCAUCAUCCUUUACUAAAGACUCAACCCUCACUCCAACCUUUGCCUCACCCUCACAUUACGGAAAGGAACGGCAGUAUUAUGGUUUGGGAAUGUUUGAUGGAAUCUGAGCUUAAUGCCCCUCUGUGUUUUUGAAGAAAAUAUUAACUCUGAAUUUAGCACAGAAUAUAAUUAGACAUUGCCUUUAAUGAUAGUAUGGUACCCCUUGUAAAUAUGUUAAAACCCUUAAAACAAGUAAAGGUUUUAUUGCAGCAGCAAAAGUUUACACUGAAAAUGUAUGAAAAAAAAUUAAUUUAUAAAAAAGAUUUUACCAAUGACAAAAGAAAAUCUGUUUAAAAAAUAUUGAGUAUAUUUUUCAGAUAUACCCAGUACAUAUCUGAAACAUAUUUAUUUUUCAGGUUUUAUGCUUUUUUGUAAUUAGGUAACAAGAACCCUUUUCGUAUCCAAGUUGAUUGAAAGAUUUAUUUUUUACAGAAACCAGACUUGUUUGUUGCCAUUAAAAUAGUUUUUAGUUCAUAAAAAGCAGGAAAAAAUUCACAAGUUAAAAAGAAAAUGUGAAUUUUAGUGGCCUGCAAGUACUUUUAAGUUGACUAUUUUGACCUGCCUGGCAAAAAAAGAUGCGACGUCUAAUAAGUUUAAUUUUGUCUGAUGGUUUUUUAUUUGGCUGUACUAUGAAAUACCAGAUGAAAAACUACAUUUAAAAUCUUUGAAAUGCCAAAAAUAUUUCAAAUAGUCCAGGAUACCAUGAACUUGUAACAUUCAUUUAGCUCUUCAGCAACAGUAAAAAGUACCACACCUAUGAUAUUUACAUUUAUGAUGUAGAAUAGAAAACGAUAAUAGUGUUUACAGAUAUGACAUUUCAUAAAGUGCAGGGGACUCCACAGCUGUGAAGCUACCAUUUAAUUUUUCCCACGCUGAACACAGGAACACAAAAUUUAAAGUUGGCUCAUUUAAAUAUUUCAGUAUUAAGCUACUGCAAUAAACGCCAAUUUCACAUGUUUUUCCACAUAUUUACCAAAGGGGUCAGACAGUAAGAAAAGUGGUUUGUCUCCAUAAACAGUACACUUUUAUUCAGCUCUUGUGUAAUAAUUUUACUUUACAGAACAUUGUCAAAUGCAAAUACACUUAGUGCAAAUAAUAACACUUCAGAUGUACAACUUAGAAAUAUACAAAGUCUGUAGAUUGCUGACAAAAUACAAUUAAAAACACUAACUGUAUUCUUCAGAUGAUAUAACAUGUUGAUCUAGCUUGUGUUAUCAGCAAAAACAAUAAUCCAGAACGGUUCCAAAUCUCUGAGCUCAAAGAUUAUUAAAUCUGCGGGCGAAUUUCCCAGCCGCACAGAUCAGCUGAUUGAAGAACUCCCAACGCUUGCUGGCGUUAAACACAAUCUAAAAGUCAUGAGGUACGAUGACGUGAAAUGUCGACCCAUCACUCCCUCACCCCCCACCUCCCAGUUUCAAUGCAGUGUUGAUAAAUGCACAUCUGGUGGCUGUAGAGAACUGUAGAACGUUUUAAGGGUCACCCUGGUGUCUAAGGCAUUCUGGGGGUGGUUCAUUUAUCAGUCAAAUAGCAGGAUGCCGCUGCACCGCAGUGUGGCGUGUGAAAUGUAAAUUCUCCACUACUGAUAGCUGAAGAUGUGAAUGAAAUACUUCCCAUCAGUUAAUAAUUUCACUUCUGUAGCACAAAGGCAUAUCUCGUUUUCAAACUUGACACGCGGAAAUGGCUUUCAGUGCCUAGCAAACAAUUUACAAAAAAACAAA